AGCAAGUCCCAAGUAGUAGAGGAUAACAGAUGGAGAAGACGACGAAGGUGAAGAAAGGGUGGCUCACGGUUGAGGUCGGACGACCGGAUGAUGAUGACGGCGGACAAGGCUCUCAAAAGUUCCUCAUCCCCAUAUCUUACCUUUACCAUCCACUCUUUCAGCAGCUCCUGGACAAGUCUCAUGAAGUGUACGACUACGACACCAAGGGGCCUCUAAAGCUGCCGUGCUCCAUUGACGAAUUCCUUGAUAUCAGGAGGCGCGUAGACAAGGACUCCAUCUCCGAUCACCAUCACCAUCAUCCUCAUCCUCUCGCCCUGGCGUUUUACCCUUGCUAAAACAUUUCAUCUUCAAUAUUCUAUUCUUCUCACUUGUUUUUCCCCUUUCUUCGGUGAGGUGCAUAGUUUUCUCGUGUUUUCCAACUUGUUGUGACAUGUACAACAUUUUCUUUUUUUGUAACAAGA
Molecule: messenger RNA, 461 nt
Organism: Hibiscus syriacus
Lineage: Eukaryota; Viridiplantae; Streptophyta; Magnoliopsida; Malvales; Malvaceae
Product: auxin-responsive protein SAUR32-like
Exons: 1
Coding region: 30-335 (101 amino acids)
Biological process (GO): response to auxin
Source: RefSeq, a predicted model, not a curated record